Penicillium cataractarum is the source of this 951-nucleotide messenger RNA. Its product is annotated as mitochondrial DNA replication protein. The record is from RefSeq and is a predicted model, not a curated record. Gene Ontology annotation, biological process: alpha-ketoglutarate transport; mitochondrial citrate transmembrane transport. The transcript has 5 exons. Gene Ontology annotation, cellular component: mitochondrion. Lineage: Eukaryota; Fungi; Ascomycota; Eurotiomycetes; Eurotiales; Aspergillaceae. Gene Ontology annotation, molecular function: tricarboxylate secondary active transmembrane transporter activity. Bases 1 to 951 code for a protein of 316 amino acids.
AUGUCACAACUAUCGUUACAAAGAGCACCAAUAUUGCAAGGUAAUUCCGAGCAAAAGCGCCCUAUUCCGUACCGGAAUCUAGCGGUCGGGGCGUUGAUGAACGUCUUUCAGGAUCAUGUUCUAAUUGAACUAGUCACUACCCUCGGGCAGCCUAUGGAAGUACUCAAGACUCAUCUGGCAGCAAAUCGACAAGACACACUGAAAGAUGCAGUUCAAAAAACUUGGUCACGUGGAAGAUUUGUCGCUUUUUAUCAAGGGCUGAUUCCUUGGGCGUGGUUGGAAGCAUCCACCAAGGGUGCCAUUUUGAUAGUAGCAUCAAGUGAGGUCGAGUAUCACGCAAGAACAAAGCUCAACGCCUCGCCUACAGUAUGUGGUGUUUUGGGCGGUAUUAGCGGUGGCAUUGCUCAAUCCUAUCUCACGAUGGGCAUGACAACAUGCAUGAAGACGGUCGAAGUGACACGCACAAAGAUAGGUGCCCAGGGCGCCAAAGUUCCCGGUACGAUGAAGACUUUCUUCAGUAUUCUCCGUGAAAAGGGAAUUCGAGGUGUCAAUAGGGGCGUCAAUGCCGUUGCAUUGCGACAAGUUACCGGGUGGUCUUCCAGAAUUGGAAUCUCUCGCUUUGCCGAGGAAAGCAUUCGAUCUAUGACUGGAAAGGGUAAGAAUGAGAAACUUCAAUUCGGCGAGAAAAUUUUGGCAUCAACCAUUGGCGGUGCCCUUAGUUGCUGGAACCAACCUUUUGAAGUCCUCCGAGUGGAAAUGCAAUCUAUGAAGAAUGAUCCCACUCGCCCCGCAAAUCCGACAAUUGCAUCCACAUUCAAGCACAUUCUUGCAGUAUCUGGUGUCAAGGGCUUGUUCCGUGGUGUAGUGCCUCGGAUUGGAGUGGCAGCCUGGGCUACAAUUUGCAUGGUGGGAUUUGGCGACACGGUUAAAGAGGUGGUUGCAAGCAAGUGA